GAAGAUAAUACAUAUUGGGCUGCGCUGGGAUUGCGUGGCUGAGGGGCCUGCCUCAGCUGAUUUUCAAGCAGAGUGUACUAAGCAGAAUCAAACUACGGUACCAUGGGCAGCCCCACUGACACUGAAGAUGUUUAUGUCGCUGUGAUCAGACCAAAGAACGCAGGAAGUCUUAAUUCUCGGGAGUAUCGAGCUAAAUUGUAUGAAAUUUUAAUGAUCGAGGUACCAGUUGAAGGGCAGAAGAAAAAGAGAAAAAAGGUUUUGUUGGAGACGAAACUUCAAGGGGAAAAAGAUACAGCUCAGGAAAUUCUGGACUAUGUUUUAGAGUCCACCAAACUCGUUUCUCCUUCAAACCAAGGGGUUAAAGGAAAAAGAGUUGUACGCAUGAAAAAGUUUACACUUGAUGGAGAAAGAACUGGCAGAGAAGCCACUCUGUUUCUUGUACCUACUGCUGUCAAAGAGAAUGCAAAGAAUUCAUACAACACCGGCAGCCCAGUCUUCUACUGUUUCCAGGAUAUUAUGAGAGUGUGCAGUGAAUCCAGCACUCAUUUCUCCACUGUCACAGCACGGAUGCUAAUUGCUCUGGAUAAAUGGCUGGAUGAACAGCACGCUCAGUCCCACGCUAUUUCAGCACUCUUCAGACCAUCACCCUUAGAGAGAAUAAAGACCAACAUUACAAACCCGGCCUAUGCCACUGAAGCUGGCCAGUCUGAGAACUCUCUGCACAUGGGAUACACUGCUCUAGAGAUAAAAAGCAAAAUGAUGGCUUUAGAGAAGGCCGACAUGUGUAUCUACAACCCUCUGUUUGGAUCAGAUCUUCAGUAUACUAACAGGGUUGAUAAAGUGGUGAUCAAUCCAUACUUUGGACUAGGAGCACCUGAUUAUUCGAAGAUACAGAUCCCAAAGAGAGAAAAAUGGCAAAGAAGCAUGAGUAGUGUCAUGGAAGACAAAGAGCGUCAGUGGGUGGAUGACUUCCCUCUGCACCGCAGCGCUUGUGAAGGAGACACUACCCUCCUCAGCCGGCUCUUGGAUGAGGGCUUUUCAGUCAACCAGCUGGACAAUGACCAGUGGGCACCAAUCCACUAUGCAUGUUGGUAUGGCAAAGUGGAAGCAACAAGCAUGUUGCUAGAGAAAGGAAAAUGCAACCCUAACCUGUUGAAUGGACAACUAAGCUCCCCCCUUCAUUUUGCUGCUGGUGGAGGACAUGCCGAAAUUGUACAGAUCCUCCUCACCCAUUCAGAGACAGACCGGCAUAUUUCUGACCAACAAGGACGCUCACCACUAGACAUCUGUGAAGAGAAUAAGCAGAACAAGUGGGAAGAGACAGUCACACUUCUAAAGGAUGCAGUUAAUAAGCCUUAUGAAAAAGUGCGUAUCUAUAGAAUGGACGGGUCAUACCGCUCUGUGGAACUGAAGCACGGGAAUAACAACACAGUACAGCAGAUUAUGGAGGGGAUGCGGCUUUCUCAAGAGACACAGCAGUACUUUACAAUAUGGAUCUGUUCUGAAAAUAUCAAUCUCCAGUUGAAGCCUUUUCACAAACCUUUGCAGCACAUUAGAGACUGGGCAGAGAUUGUUUCAGAGCUGACAAACCUGGAACCCCAAAGGGAGACCCCACAGCUCUUUCUAAGGAGGGAUGUGAAGCUGCCGCUAGAUGUUGAGAAGAAGAUAGAAGAGCCACUGGCGAUACUCAUUCUGUUUGAUGAAGCAAGAUACAACCUUUUAAAGGGUUUCUACCCGGCGCCUGAUGCCAAGCUCAUCACGUUGGCCAGCCUUCUCCUACAGAUAGUCUAUGGCAACUAUGAAAGCAAGAAACACAAACAGGGCUUCCUGAAUGAAGAAAAUCUAAAAUCCAUUGUACCAAUUACUAAAGUGAAGAGUAAGGCACCUCACUGGACCAAUCGCAUUCUGCACGAGUACAAGAGUCUGAGUACGAGUGAGGGCAUUAGCAAGGAGAUGCACCAUCUGCAGCGCAUGUUCCUUCAGAAUUGCUGGGAUAUCCCCACAUAUGGAGCAGCAUUCUUCACCGGACAGAUCUAUACCAAAGGGAGUUCCAGCAGCCACAAAGUCAUUCGAGUCUAUGUCGGAGUCAACAUUAAGGGACUGCAUCUACUGAAUUUAGAAACCAAGGCCCUGCUCAUCAGUCUCAAGUUUGGCUGCUUCAUGUGGCAGUUGGGAGAUGCCGAUACCUGUUUCCAGAUCCAUAGUAUAGGAAAUAAAAUGAGUUUUAUUGUUCACACCAAGCAGGCCGGCCUUGUAGUGAAACUGCUGAUGAAGUUAAGUGGCCAGUUCACACCAAAUGAUCGGAAUGUAUCUGAGCGUUAUGGCUAUGGCUAAUUAACAUUGAAGGGAUUCAAGUAUUGUCUAUUCAAGUUACUGCCAUCUCUGCCUAGAGUCACUGCCUUCUCUGCCUGAAGUCUCCACUCAGCCACUCAGAGACUGUUUUACCUCAGUGAUGGAUUCCCAAAUGUCUUUGUUACACUUGCAAUGGCAGCAUUACGUUUUGUUAUAUCUAUAUUUUGCACAGUCUUUUGAAGUUGAAUAUUUAUUUUGAUUGAACGUUGUUCCACAUGAUACUCCUUUUCUUACUCAUUUUGCCAUAACAGUUGUGCCUUAUUGAUGCAGCUUUAUUCUUCUUCCCCUUAAAUGGGUUAUCCUAAUGCACAAUAUAUAGAAUGAAGUUACACCCAGAAAAACAUUUGUAUUCUGCUUCUAUCAGUUCUUUUGGCAUGCAGCGACUUCCAUUAAGUUUAGAUUUGUAGGCACAGUUUCCAUUAUCCCAUUUCCAUUGUGCAGCUGCUUCCAUUAGUUCUGUGGGCAUGCAGUAUCCUUUCAGAGUGACCAAUUUUUAACAAGCCCAGCCUGAGGCAUUUUGGGUGAGCCUUGUAUUUACCUUUUAUCUGGUACUGAAUUGUCUUUCUGGUUAUCACUAUUACUGGUCUGGCCACGUGUUACCCCUCACACCUUAACACAAUUAGCACUGUGAAGUACUGGCUGGUACAGUAGGGUCCACAAAGGCUUCAACGGCAAACUAGCCCAGCAACACCUUUCUAGAAGCUGUAGGUGGGGAACAAAAUGAAAAGAAUGAUAGGUUUAUUCUGAAUAUUGCCUUCGCUCAACUGCAAAAUGACAACACAAUAGUGAUGUUACAGUGCUGUAUAGAUCUUAUUUCUAUAGAUUCUAAAACCCUGGCAACCAGGCAGAGGUUUCACAGGCUUGAAGAUAAAAGCCCUAAAAAGCUGAAAACAAUAGUCUUCCAGUCACCCUGCUUUUGGAUUGCUACAGUUACUGAUCCUAGCUACGGAAUAUUUCCAAUUAUACAAGGCAAAGUUUCUGAGAUUAAUUCUAACAGGGAUCCUUAACCCAGGGGCUGGGACCCCCGAAUGGGUUUCCAUACUUUUUACUGUGUGUUGCAUAGCUGUGUAUGCUGCUUAAUUUGGGUUCCCUUGAGAAAAAGGAAUUAUUAUUUAUCUUUCUAUUCAGCCCCCAUCCUAUUCAUAUCCUAGUCUCUCAAUUAAACCACAGUCUGCUUGCUAUGGCAAGUUGCACCCAGACAACCAGCUGCAAUUCCAAACUGGAGAACUGCUGGACAAAAAUCUAAUUUAUCCAAAACCUGCGUCCUCUCAUAUUGGCUGUUGAUUAGGUAUAAUGAGAUUCCAGAUAAAGACAUGUGCUGGGCUCAUGUAUUGGCUUUCUAUCUCCAGCCCACUCUCAGGCAAGUGCAUUUGGGUGUUAUAUUUUACAGAUUUGUUUUAAUACUCAAAUUAUGCUUUAUGGUUUCAAAUACCCCAUUAUUACAACAGGAUUAAUUAAGCGCAGAGUUGAUACAGAAGCUUGUGGCCAGCCAGAUUGAGGCAUUUGUCACCUAAAAGCCAGCCAUACAUGAGCGAAUGAGCUUGUUUAUACAGGUUACCAACUAGACAGAAAUUGAUCUGAUUCAGUCACUUAUGUGGAGGGUGAAAUCAUGGGGCCAAUCAAAGCAUUCAGCCCUAAAUUUUAAAGCAGCAGGCUAAUGGGGUGCCAGUUUAGUCAAAAACAGCUAUUACCACGAGUUAUUUCUCUAACACCUUUAUAUAAUGUAAUGGGGCAAAGGGAUAAUAUUGAUACUUUUUAUUCUGGUGGUGUAAUAUUUCCAUGGAGUUUACACAGGGCAUUGGGUCCUAUGCAAAGGGAGUUUGGCUCAUUUAGGAUCUGACGAUUGCUUUAUCAAAUGCAUUCAACUUUACAAACCUGUUUCUACCUGGCUGCCAUUUCUUUCUCUUCAAGAAUGUAAAUAAUGUUUAUAAGGAGAUUUGUAGAAUUGUCUUAUAUUUUGUACAAAUAAAGAUACUUUCAAUAUA
Xenopus tropicalis (tropical clawed frog) is the source of this 4337-nucleotide messenger RNA. RefSeq names its product KRIT1, ankyrin repeat containing (gene krit1). Gene Ontology annotation, molecular function: GTPase regulator activity. NCBI's taxonomy places the organism in Eukaryota, Metazoa, Chordata, Amphibia, Anura, Pipidae. Gene Ontology annotation, cellular component: plasma membrane; anchoring junction; cytoskeleton. Gene Ontology annotation, biological process: cell redox homeostasis; negative regulation of angiogenesis; regulation of establishment of cell polarity. The record is from RefSeq and is marked provisional.